Messenger RNA from Oxyura jamaicensis (ruddy duck), 4736 nucleotides. RefSeq names its product solute carrier family 25 member 19 (gene SLC25A19). Lineage: Eukaryota; Metazoa; Chordata; Aves; Anseriformes; Anatidae. Gene Ontology annotation, biological process: thiamine pyrophosphate transmembrane transport. The coding region runs from base 95 to 1063 and encodes 322 amino acids. Gene Ontology annotation, cellular component: mitochondrial inner membrane. The record is from RefSeq and is a predicted model, not a curated record. The transcript has 6 exons. Gene Ontology annotation, molecular function: thiamine transmembrane transporter activity.
GGCUGCAGAGCCCGGGGGGUGAGGGGAGGUUUUGGGGCGGGGGGCUGCGGGUGAGGGCUUGGGGAAGCGUGCCGAGGGGGCUCCCCGGGCAGGCAUGGUGGGCUACGACCCCGAAGCCAAGUGCGUCUCCACGGUGGAAGCGGCCGCAGCCGGAUCAGCCUCCGGCUUCGUCACCCGCGUCCUGGUCAGUCCCUUGGAUGUCAUCAAGAUCCGCUUCCAGCUUCAGAUUGAGCAGCUCUCCUCCAGAACCCCAGGGGCUAAGUACCAUGGCAUCUUGCAAGCUGUACAGCGCAUCUUCCAGGAGGAGGGGUUGGGAGCCUUCUGGAAGGGCCACGUUCCUGCCCAGUUCCUUUCAGUUGGCUACGGAGCUGUUCAGUUCAUGGCAUUUGAAAGCUUGACCAAACUGGUGCACAACGUCACCUCAUACAAUGCCCGCGAUUCCUCUGUGCACUUCAUCUGCGGUGGACUGGCUGCUUGCACGGCCACUGUUGCAGUUCAGCCCGUUGACACGCUACGCACCCGCUUUGCUGCUCAGGGUGAGCCAAAGGUCUAUCACAACCUUCGCCAUGCGGUGGUGACCAUGUACCAGACAGAAGGGCCUCGGACAUUCUAUAGAGGUUUGACCCCCACAAUCAUUGCUAUCUUCCCAUAUGCUGGCCUCCAGUUCUCCUUCUACAACACCCUGAAACAACUUUCUGAAUGGAUGAUUCCAGCAGAAGGGAAGGAAGGAGGCAAUGUUAAAAACCUCGUUUGUGGCAGCUGUGCUGGAAUCAUCAGCAAAACCCUCACUUACCCUCUUGACCUGAUCAAAAAACGACUGCAAGUGGGGGGCUUUGAGCGUGCCCGAGCAGCCUUCGGACAGGUGCGGAUGUACAGGGGUCUGCUGGACUGCCUAAGGCAGGUCAUGCGAGAGGAGGGCCUGGGUGGAUUUUUUAAGGGCCUUUCGCCCAGCUUGCUUAAGGCUGCUGUCUCUACUGGCCUCGUCUUCUUUUCCUAUGAGCUGUUCUGCAGCCUGUUGUGUGCCCUGAAGAACACUGACAGCACCAAGAGGAAGGAAAGCUGAAAGGGGCAUGUGUUUGCCUACCUGGUGUACUCCUGGAGGAGGGAAACCGAAGGCUUUGCUCUGUCUUUAUCAUGUCGGAAAUGUCAGAGCUCCCAGAGUUCCACCAGCCUGGAGGAAACGACAUCCUGGGACCAAGCAGGAAGAGAAGGUGACUACAGUUCUGCUGACGACACUGAAAUGCUCUGCUGGAAGCUGUUAAACAGAGCACGUCUUUGUUCUGUCUCCUCUAAUAUCAGCGCACAUUUAGUGAGGGGAAGAACCAAGCAUCCAACUUAGCAGAGCCUGGGCUCUGCAAGACACCCAGGAGAGUGGGUGAAUUCCUGUGCUUGCACAGGAGGGGUCUCUGAUCACAGACAGGGAUCCUGGCUAGCUGCUGCUGCUUAACUGACGUAAUGCCACUUCUUAGCACUAAAUCUGCCCAGCUUUAUUUCCUUGCUUAUGGUCUGCUGUUGGCAGCGUAUUCUUUUCUCUGUGUUGCACAGGUAGCUCUGUACCACUGUUGUGAAGUCAGCUAAAUCCUCUUAAGUGUGCACAGACCCUUGGUUUUCCUUUUCUUUGCUGCGAUUUUUUUUCUUGAUUGCCACUCACUGGCUGGACGUUCUCAGCCACUUUAAACACAGGAUCUUAGUGGAUCCUGCUGACUUCAACUCACUCUGGUGAGCUUGACUGCAUCUUAAGUGCCAAUUUCUCUUCCUGUGUGUCUUGCCAUGCAUCUCUUAAGGUUUUGCAUUGUUUUGGUCACGCUUUUUCCAAGUAGACCCUGAAGAGCCCCGCUUUAUGGGGUUUCAACGCACAAGCCCAAGUCUUACUACAGGGCGCUUUGCUUCCCUGUGAGUGAGUAAACAAAUGCUGUGUAGAGUUUUAGAAAUAUUUAAUCUACAUUGGAAUGCUGAAGGAAAGUCCUGUGGAAAGUACUGAAGUCUGUUUUAAAAAAUACCACCUGUGAAUGUUUCUAGACAGUAUCUCUGUAUUGGUCUCAAAACAUUUCUGAACCUCAGUCCUACAGUGGUGCUAGCAAAUGGAAAUGUUUUGACGGGAAUAGCUGAAGUGACAGAACCGAACAUCAAAUUGGAAUUGUUCGACUGGUGUUUAACGAGAAAAGGACGUUAUUAUAGCUGGAGAAGUGUUUUUCUUUGAGUUUCAGAGAUUUUACAGAUGGUUUUUUAAAAAAAACACUCUGAAUUAUGUAAAAGGGAAGAGAGGAAAAUGACUUUCUUCCUCCUCUUUUAUUCUGUUUUUUUUUCAAGCUGAGCAGGGCGUAGCUGGACCAGUGUAUGGAAGGCAGGCCUCCGAGGAAGAGCCAGUGUGAUACAAAAGCAUGUUAGUCAUCUGGUGAACGGUAAAAAGGGCAGAGUGCUGCAGUUAUUUUGAGGAUGGUUUGAUGGUUCUUCUCUUGAUGCAGUUCUCUGUGGCUUUCUUUCAAUAUUCAGGGUGUUAAUCCCAAAUGGUCUGGCCAAAUUCCAACGUGACCAAUUCCAUUCUGUUGACGCAACUUCUGCUGGCAAUUUGGAUUGCGUAUCAGUGUUACUCACUUAUCCUGAACUAUUGUGAGAGGCUGUUUUUAAAGAGCAGCUGUUUCACUCGUGGGUGAGAUAUCCAGCGAGAUUCCUUGCAAGCCCAGGGCAAAUAAGCAAAAUAACUUUGUGUCUGCUGUGGUUUGAGAUCUUUGAGUGCACAGUGGCUGUUUCACUGCAGAUGACUUUGAGAACUAUAUAAAAUUGGAUUGACUGAGCAGUGUCAGGUAGGAGUCUGAUAUGUGAACCUCUCAGAGUGUUAGAUGCAUGCACUGAAAAAGGGGGCAGUUUUUCUCAAUGUUCCUCGCUUUUCUCCUUUAAGCAAAGUUUUGUCAAAGUGCCUCGAUUCCAUUUUUCUGUUACCUAGGUUCUUCUGAGAGCUCCCCAAAACUUUCUUAGAAACGUUCUGCCUUUGUUUACUGUUUAUCCAUUGUUCUUGGAAGACAUCAUAGCCUGUAAUGACUUGGAAUGCAUCGUAACCAGUGCAGAACUUAGCCUCCUGAUGUCCUUCUGAGGCGGAGAAAUAACUCAUUUCAAAACAGGCACGAACAGGUUGGGAUUGUUACUGCCUUUUGGCUGCGGGUAGAGAGGAAUGCUGUCAUGGUUAGCAGGGGUAGGACUGGCUACAGCAGAAGUUUUUCCAUGCUGACCUAGACCUCCAUACCCCUGUAGGAAACGUGGAGCCAUCCAUCCUGUUUAACAUCACAGGACUCUUGUUUUCCAUUUUAUGUGAAGGAGCUGCUGUUCAUCUGCACACAAUAGAGGGAAGCUGGUUAGGAACUCAGCGGUGGGAAAUGGAAGCUCGGGAACAGAGGAUGAUUUUCUUUGUUUCUCACAGGGGUCAAAGAAUAAAGAGCACAAAACUGUGCUGUUGGGGUGAUGUCCCCAGAGUGUGCUGCGAGGUGGCGCAGGCAAACAGCUUUAGGGUGCGUGCAACCUCAUUGCUCCACAGAGAAGGCAGCAAUGGAGAGUACAGAGCAGCUCCUCUCUGGGGUAAUUUUUUCUCCACCCUGCAUUAAAUGAGCUUGCCUCCAACAGAUGGCAAAGUCGAAGUUGAAGUUGUAUGAGUCUGGUGUGGACUCCAGAAGAGGCACUCCACGGGCAGAGGGCCUUGGCACACAGCCUGGUUUAUAAAUCCCUUUGGGCUGCUGGGCAUGAAUGGUAUAGGCGCGUAAAGGCAGCUGCUCUUUUAGUGAGGGGAGCAGAAGGAGGUGACGACCCUAACGAUAGAACAUGAGAAGCUGCAUCUCAGUCACUUUGUCUCUUGCCUUUGGUCAGCAGCAUCUGUCCCUGCGAAAUUUCUGACGUGCACUUGGCUGCUGGGGAAAGGACUGCCAGGAACAUGGCUUCCUCUUAGGGGUGAGACUGGUUUCAUGCAAAGAGCUAGGGGACAGGUCUUGCUGCUGCUGCUGCUCCAGCUAAACCCGCUCACGCCACUUGAAUCUAAAUUCCCUAGAAUUAGAGGGGCAGGAGACAGGAGAGAGCUGUAGUCCCCUUGUUCUUCCACAUGCUGGAACAGAAUUUUUCUUAGAAACUGCACACUGGAUCAGCCCACUUGAAGCGAAUCCACACAGCGGGUGACGGGCUGUGAGGCCGUGCCAGAGCUCAGCUGCUGGCAUGGCUGGGGGCUCACUGAGGCAAUGCUGUCAGUGGGGACCUGCGUUGCCUGAAAUUCCCCUCUCAAGCCGCUCAGCAAUUUGUUUCCUUCUAGUGCCUUUUCUCAUCAGAAUGUCCAAAAGCACUUUGGCAGGUAAACGUUAGACACAAGUCACGCGGUGGCUGUGGGAUCCACCGCAGCUCUUAGCCUGCCUCGGUCAGGACCUUUACGCACAAACUCCGUGAUGAAUGCACUGCUUCCUCUAGCACUGAGCGGCUCUUUGAGGUCCUCGGACAGUCGUGUUCUCAGGACGCUCAUGCGGAGCUGCGUAGCAUCAUUUAUAAAAUGAGAUGAAUGUUUUACAGUCGGUCCUGGAAUGGACUGUUUGUAAUUUGGGUUUAAGUUUCUAUUGUGGUGCAGACCUGUAAUUCUCGGCGGCCUUUUGCUGUGUUGUCCGGGUGGAUCUUUCGCAGCUGCUGUAGUCUGAAAGCAUCUGAGCACAAAGUGCACAAAGUGUGUGGCUACCUUUAGAAAGACAACAUUAAAUAUUUUGUUAUGCUCA